CUUAACAUCCAUUUCCCUAUUGUCUAGGGUUUCAUGAAGAAGCAAGCUUCUCCCUCCGCCAUGAAUUCACGGCGGUGCACGGUCUUGGAGGAUCCUCAAAUCAUAAGUCGAAGCAUCUCACUACUUACUGCUGACGAAGUGUUACUGAAGAUUCCAAUCGAUCUCAUAAUCGAGAUAUUCUCGAGGUUACCGUUGAAGUCUAUCGCGAGGUGUCGUUGCGUAUCGAAGCGGUGGGCGUCCUUACUCCGCCGUCCCCAUUUCACGGAGUUGUUCUUCACCAAAUCGUUGGCUCGCCCCCAGCUAUUUUUCGCAUGCCAGAAAGAGACCGCGGAUCAUCAUAUUACUUUCCCCUUUGAGCGUGUGGAUGGCAUAUCUAGUUCUGUCAAUGGAUAUGUCUGUAUAAGCGGUCAUCAGAUCUUAAAAGGAAGGAAGACCCGAAAGGAUGUGUUGGUGAUAUGUAACCCUAGCACGGGACAAUCCUUUACUUUACCCAAAAUACCUAAUCUGAAGAACAUGAAGAGCACUGCAAAGAUCUAUUUAGGUUAUGAUCUGAUUGAGAAACAACACAAGGUGUUGGCAAUGGCCAGGGCCCAAGGUAGAUGGUAGAAGUGUGCAUCAAGUUCUUACAUUA
Molecule: messenger RNA, 631 nt
Organism: Brassica oleracea var. oleracea
Lineage: Eukaryota; Viridiplantae; Streptophyta; Magnoliopsida; Brassicales; Brassicaceae
Product: F-box protein DOR-like
Exons: 2
Coding region: 34-606 (190 amino acids)
Molecular function (GO): protein binding
Source: RefSeq, a predicted model, not a curated record